AUGUCCCAGGCCAACAUAUUCCUCAGAACACUGGAUCUGUCUUACAACGGCCUGGGUAAGGAUGGAGCCAUAGCUUUAGGAGAGGCUCUCAAAGACAACAACACUCUAGAGGACCUCAAUAUAAGUAACAAUCGAAUACCCCCUGAAGGUGCGAUCCGCUUCACCAUGGGCCUCAAAGUAAACAAGACAAUAAAAAAACUCUAUAUGGGGAGGAAUCCUAUACAGACUGCCGGGUGUUACGGAGUCCUGAAAGCAAUCCAGGGAAACGCAGAAUCAGCUAUGGAGUGCCUGGACUUUUCUGACAUAACAGUGAAUCAGGACUUUGAGGAUUUGUACGUUGCCUUAAAAGACAUAUUCCCAAACAUCAGAGUCAAACAUGGAGGAAGAAUCGACACAUUCAGAAAACCAAAGGCCUAA
This is a messenger RNA of Oncorhynchus tshawytscha (Chinook salmon), 417 nucleotides long. Its product is annotated as leucine-rich repeat-containing protein 74B-like. The record is from RefSeq and is a predicted model, not a curated record. The transcript is spliced from 4 exons. NCBI's taxonomy places the organism in Eukaryota, Metazoa, Chordata, Actinopteri, Salmoniformes, Salmonidae. Bases 1 to 417 code for a protein of 138 amino acids. Gene Ontology annotation, molecular function: protein binding.